Messenger RNA from Fundulus heteroclitus (mummichog), 6481 nucleotides. RefSeq names its product sushi domain containing 5 (gene susd5). The record is from RefSeq and is a predicted model, not a curated record. NCBI's taxonomy places the organism in Eukaryota, Metazoa, Chordata, Actinopteri, Cyprinodontiformes, Fundulidae. Gene Ontology annotation, molecular function: hyaluronic acid binding. Gene Ontology annotation, biological process: Notch signaling pathway; cell adhesion.
AGCUGCGCCUCCUCAUUCCUGAGCCGUUUUCUUUUCUUCCUUCAGCAUCCUCGCUGGUUCCACUUGUGCUGCAACAAAAGCAAACAAACUGCUACUUGAACCUUUUGAAUAAUUCUGGAUGUUUUUGGGCACCUUUUGUAAAGCAGAGAGAUUUUAGACGGCCAAGGACUGGAAAAAAAUGCUUUAUUGUUCAAACCAAAUAGUUCAGUCUUUGCUCUUUGGAUGCCUGACUUUUCUUGUUGUGACCUCUGUUGUGCACACAGAAGGUCGUGUGUUCGUGUUAGACCUGAGGAGUUUACAGGGCUUCAGGGAAGCAGAGCAGGCGUGUGCCUCACAACAUGCCCGCCUGGCAUCAGCAGAAGAGCUUCAUCGAGUCGUGGCGGAGUGCUUCUUCUCUCACUGCACCCGUGGGUGGCUCUAUGGAGGCAUGGUGGGGACAACGGUCUGUAACACCGAGGGGAGCUCGCUGAAGGUUAACGUGAAGACGGAAAACGCUACAGAGGCCUCUGCCCACCUGAGUGCCUUCUGUACGAAAGACAAAGCGGUAGCGUGUGGGGACCCUCCAUCCUUCCCCAACGCCCGUCUGCAGGAUCACUCGGGCUUUGAGAUGGGGGACGAGCUGCUGUACACGUGCGUGCCCGGUUACGUGAUGCCCAGCGGCAGCACCGCCUUCAGCCUGCUGUGUGACAGCUGCGGGGAGUGGUAUGGGACCGUGCAGAUUUGUGUUAAAGACGCAGCUGAAACCCACGUAGACUAUGACGACAAGUUUGAAAAUUCCCACGAAGAGGCGGAUCGUGACCAUGAUAGCAGAGAAGAGGUGUUUAGAGAUGCAUCGCGAGAUGAGGAGAGAACCCUGCAGCAGCAAGAGACGAGGUUUUGGAUGAAUGUGGAGGACGAUAGCCACGAAGUGCACACUGGAGUGAAGGCGGUCAAUAACAGCAGGACUUCUGAACCAGCGGUGGACGAAGUAGCAAGGAGAGAGGAAGACGGCUUCACAAUCCAUCCCAGGAGGAUGCAGGAAGGGAACAAGCUGGUCCAGGCUGGUGAUGGUGCAGCAGCAGCAGCAGCAGCUACGGAAGAGCCUGUAUCUCUUCUCUCCCAAAAGCACAUGUUCUGGUUCCCUUCAGAGGCCUUCCAGGAGGAGGUACCGCCCUUCGCCAGCGACUCGGUCACACAGGCUACGCAGAGAGCUUCUGGCGCACAGUCGGAGGAGAGCAAAGAAAACGAGAGCCAAGAAAGGCUUGAAAUUACCGACCCCGAUGAUGACGAUCAUCAUGACCUUGAUAACCGUGAUGAUGAUCGUCAUGAUCAUCGUCAUGAUGAUCACGAUGACCAUUAUGAUGAGCCUGAUGAUCAUGACGACCAUCACGAUCAUCAUGAUGACCGUCAUGACCAUGAUGACCAUGAUGAUCACGAUGACCAUCAUGAUGAGCGCGAUGAUCAUCAUGAUGGUCAUGAUCAUGAUGAUGACGGCGAUGAGCUGCACAAGCCGGACACAUUUGAGUCUCCUGAUGAUGACAGAGAUGAUGAUGAUCAUGAUGACAGCCGCCACGAUGACCUGGAUAUCCAUGAAGACGACCAUACUGGCAACCACGAAGAUCCCGACAGUCGCCAGGAAGAGGAUUUUGAAGACCAUGUAAAGACACCAGCCCAGUUUGAUGACUUGGACAGACCUGAUCGGCACAAAGAUGAUGAUGAUGGUGGUGAUGAUCACGAUGACCAUUAUGACAUGGGCGAGCACGAAGAUGACGGCGAUCGUGCAAGUCAUGGCACCCAGGAAUAUGACGAUCGAGCUGACCCGUAUGACGAUCACCGAAGUAAGGAGGAUCACCAUGACGAUCACAGGGACCAUGGCGGAGAACAUCCCGAUAAUUCAGAGGAGCAUCCGGAAAGUGACGACCAUGACGAUGGAGAAGAGCGUGACGAUCUCGGUGAAGACGACUUUCAUGACAAACACGACGACAAAGAUGAGAGCUACGAUGAUCACGACAGUCACGAGGACAGCGAUGAUCACCCGCAUGUAGUCGUUUCUGUAUCCUCUGAGCGGCGGCCCAACAUCACUCAGAGGGAAGCAGGAGGUAAGACCUCCAAAGACAAUUCCUGGCUGGACGGACAUCCCGUUGAUCUGUCUGAUACAGAAAAUGGCGAUUCCACAAAAAGGCAGCUGAGACCCAGUGUGGCGAAGACAACGGAUAAACCCAGUGACGUGGAAGUCCACAGACGGGUUCCUCACAACGGUUUAUCAGACGGAGAUGGAUCCCCCACCGUGCCGCCGAAAUCAGACCACGAGGCGGUGAAGGAGGUCUGGCCUGGUUUCAGGACACCAGCUACUUCGUCUGACCGCUCAAACCCCAACUCAAACUCCGACACCCUGGAUUACGACACGCAACAAGCUGCUCCCACCCACUCCUGGCUGGACGACCUCACCGAUCAUCCCUUCCUUGAUCACGGCCCGGCUCCCCCGGUGCGUGACGGCGACGCCUUCCCCGCAGGGAUGGAGGAGCACACUGUGGACAAUCUACCGGGUGAGAUGGGUGAGAUGGAAGGAGAGAAGAGGAAGACGAUCUGCGCAGGCGAAGACUGCCCUCCCCACCCUCCGAGCUCGACCAGUCAAGGGGCGAAGGUGGCGGCCAUCAUUGUGGCGGUGUGCGCCGUGGCCACGGCGGUCAUCGUUGGGGUGUGGUGCUACCGACGGAAACAACAGAAGAGCUCGAUGUACGAGAUGAACGGGAAAGGCCAAGGCCAGAGCAGACAGGGCCAACAGAUAGAGAUGCAGCAGAAGGUGUAGGAACGGAGGACACUGACGAUGAAGAGCAGAGACAUUUAGGAAGGAUGGAAGAAUGAACAGGAGGAAUGUACUUCCCUGCAUCAUAUUAGACACUACUGCAGAUGUGAACACUUUGGGUUUGACAGCUGUCUGCAUUUCUGCUUCAAUAAAUAAAAUAAAAAAACGCCUUUUUGAGUUAGCUAAACUAUUCUGAUAGAGUUAAGAGUUGAUGAUGCAACGGAGUCCUCGCCCGUCAGUCAUAUGGAAACUCGUCUCUUCCUGUCACGCCUGCCCGUUACGUUUAAACCUGCUCAGGUCGCCGGAUGCACACGGGCCGUGCCUGAAGCCGACAGACUGAACCGUUGUAUGCGACAGUGACACCAUUACACAAGGCCUGCCUGAGACUUCCAGCUUUGAGAGGUUCUGAACAUUUCAGUGAAGCUUAUUCGCAUUACCUUGGUUUUUUUUUAACCGUUUUGAACCCCAUUGCGCAUUUUUCUUUAAAUCAGGAAUGUCUAACUCCGAUUCCUGGAAUCCGUUGUCGUGAAGGCAUUAGAUGUGUAGCAUCUUCAGCAGACCCGGUUCACAUGAUCGGUCUUAAACAGGUAUUUGCACAACUUCAUAACAGGCUUCAGCCAUUUGAAUCGGGUGUUGGGCAAAGGGUUGCCUGGCGCUGCUUUGAGAUUUUAUAACACAAUAAAAAAAAACUAUUUGAAGAUAGCAAUCGUUUAGAGUAUUGCAGAAAUCUACAUCUCCAGCCCUCGCAAGCCACCAUCCUGUAACUUCCAGAUGCCACUCAUGGUCCAACACACAUGAAUCAAAUAAUUGGGUCAUUAUCCAGGCUCUGCAGAAUUUGAGAACACGCUGAAAGAGGUGAUCCAGAUGUUUAAAUCUGGUGCAUGAGGACAGGGAUGCUUUAAAAGUUGCAGGACGUCGAUUCUUUGCCAAUGGGAGUUGGAGAGCUGGAUUAUGGUAAAUUGAGAAGAGAGAAAGAAGCAUGUGUGCAUUUUCCCCCCUCUGUGACAGCUGGCUGGUAAAACAUAGAGGCAUCCAUAAUGUACAGCAUCACAUUAAGUUCAGCUAUUUAAACAUUAAUUUUGUUCAUCAACUUUAAUAAACUUUAAAUGCAAGAAUUAGGGAAACACGUCUGAAUUUGCAAUAGAUUUUCUUGCGUCCACAGACUGUACCUACAGGCUCAAAAAUAUGUAGUAAUUUUGGUUACAUCUCUCUUUGCACCUUGACAACAAGCUUUUAGUAGCCAUUAACCAGUCCUCUUAUCAGAACUGGUAGAGAUAAUCUAAACUGGUGGGUUUUCUGGCACGGAUCGAGCUUAUUGGCAUAGUCCUCGAAUUUUCAACAGGUUUUAAGACCGGGCUUUCAGAAGGCCUUUCCUAAAAAUUCAACGUAAGCCAGAUUUAUCCUUUCCUAAACCAGAGUCUAAUGAUGAAAACCCGCCUGGGUCUAGAUCUCAACCAUCUGACAGACGAAAAGAAACCCGUUCAGAAGUUCAAUAUCAGGGUGAGGCUGACAUUAUAGUGAUCUUUGUGAGUGCUUAGGCUCCCCUUCUGGACCCGAGGCCUCAAAAAAGACCUUGAAUUUACACAACAUAAUCAAAUGUGUUAACUUUAGAGACACUUCAAAUAACAAAAACCCUCAGCUGUUACCAUAUACUUAAUUUGAAGCAUACAUAAUACUUUUUACUGUUUUUAUCUUAGCUGAGAAGCAGCUCAUGCACAGUGUAGUUGGUUAUAAAUAAAUUAGUGAGUUAUAACUGUUUUUUUUUUAUUUUCAUUCCCUGGUUAGCAGCCAAAGGCAGGUGUGGUUUUCAUGUUUUAAAAAAAAAGUUUCUGGAAGUUGAUUCUCUUUUUAAUACAUUACAAUGUUAGAUACUCGAUUUCUGCGGAGCUAAACAAACAUAUCGCUAAAAGGCUUCACAUUCCAGAAACUGUUUAAGUGUAUUGUCACAACAAAAAAACUUUGCACAUUUAUAUAUACAAUUACGUCCUUGUUCCAAUUAACUAAAGGAUGUGAGGCAAACUACUCAAAACUUUCUGACGAAACGGGGGAAAAUUAAUUGUGUGAAUUUAUUACUUCCUUAAAGAACAAGGAGGAAACCCCAAUGCUAAAUCAGUUACAGUAGUGUAGUUAUGCGUGAUAAAAAAUGGUCGCCAUCCACAGUAAAGACAGUUUUACUUUGCCAUGCACUGGGAGGAUGACAGCAGAGAGAGCUGUUCAAUUUUCCUUCUGGAAAAUGUUUUCUGGGCAAAAUUUGAAACAACGGUCCCAAUGCAAAGCCGUGUGUGUGUGGAGAUGUCAAGUGGAAGUUUUCAAACCUAAGAAUGGUCUACCAAGUGUCAAGCAUGGUGGUGGCAGCAUCAUGCUUUGGGGCUUUUUCACUGCCAGAGGUACAAAAAGUGUGUGGUCAAGGUGUAGCUGGCAAAUGCAUUUUCAGGGGGACUUAUUCAUAUAUUUGAGUCUAAACAGUGAAGUGGAGGAAAAACAAGAGUAGAUUUAAACAUAGUUGUUUAAAAAUGUAGGAAUAGCUACUCCAACUUCCCUGCAACACAGAUGAGAAAAUGCAAUUUGAUUAAACACUUCUCCUUCGUCCGAGUUCCCCCCGUGGAUGUUCUAUCUAUCUGACCCUGGAAAAGAACGGUUUUGUUCAGGUGUUUAUUCAUUUUUCUUCCAUUACUGAAAAACUGUGGCAGGUGAAUUAUCUGUACUGUACUGUACAAGAAGGAUCUGCAGAUCCAAAGACAGACUUCAUCUGAAAGCUUCCCUGGAGAAGAUAUCUCGUUCAGUCGGAGAUGUGUUCAGGACAGGAUGGCUGGAAAUGACGUUGAUGGAUUUGCUUAAGGUUGCUAAUUGAGUGCAACUUUAUUUGUCUGUGUGCUGUAUACAUGGUAUUUAGUUGUCUUUCCUUGUAUUCCGUUUCAAAUCUCUUUUAAAUAUAUUUUAAAGAUAGAACAUGUGUUAAAAUGUAAAUACCUAUAGGAGUUUGUAUAGGAAUAUAUCUGUUUUUUUCUAGUUUAAUAUGCAAGUAACAUUUGAAAUGGAUGUAUUAUAAACCCAGUGAGUGGGUAAGACACUUUGGCGUUGUUGUCAGUGAUGGUUUCUUCUAAUAUAUUUGCUGUUCUCAUUAGCUCCGACAAAAUUAUAUUUAAACCGCUGUUAUUUCAGACAUGGGAGUGAAGGAUGGGAUUAGUUGGAUCUGGCAGCUCUUUGCCAACCUGAUUUAUUCCCUAAGCCUGGAAAUAAUUGGAGUCCUCUUCUUUUCCUGGCGUGAUGAGAUUGAAGCGUAUUUAAAGUGGUGACAGCACAGGUAGUAAAUCGUAUUCCUGUGAGCCUAGGAUUGUCUUAGCCUUCUGCAUGUGUAUUUACAAAAAUCAUGUUUUCCUUCCCAAGGUAAAAGUAAUGUCUGCAUGAGUCAAUAAACUUAAUUGCUUAGUUCAGACUGCUGUACCCAAGAAAGAACAAGUUAAUAGCACUUCUGUGUUGGCAACAGUACGAUUAUAGUCAUGACUAAUAAUAUUACAAGCAAACCAUGAUUAGAAAUCAUACCAUGGUAUUAGAAAUGUAACCUUUCUGGUCAAUUUUUUUUUCUGCUGAUCUCAUAAUGUAAAGAUUAGUCAAACUCUUUGUCUAAAAUAGUUGUGAAGUUAAAAUGUGGCUUGUAUAUGUUUCCGUAAUCUUAAUAAAGAUAUAAAAAAUGUU